Messenger RNA from Callorhinchus milii (elephant shark), 851 nucleotides. RefSeq names its product SIVA1, apoptosis-inducing factor (gene siva1). Gene Ontology annotation, molecular function: CD27 receptor binding. Gene Ontology annotation, biological process: extrinsic apoptotic signaling pathway. The record is from RefSeq and is a predicted model, not a curated record. NCBI's taxonomy places the organism in Eukaryota, Metazoa, Chordata, Chondrichthyes, Chimaeriformes, Callorhinchidae. Bases 99 to 668 code for a protein of 189 amino acids. The transcript has 4 exons.
CGAAGGGGGGGCGUGGGGUCAAAGUGCGGAGGUCGCAGGUCACGCGUGGAAAGGCGGGAGUCAGGCUCCGGACUGACCGACCGGUCCCUGUCUCGAGGAUGAAGCGAACCAAUCCUUUCGGGGACGCGGCGCCGCUGCAGAGGAAGGUCCGGGUGACCCAGAAGGAGAUAAACGAGGGAGUCUUCGGAGAGAAGUACAAACGCGAAGUGUACGAAAAAACCAAGAAAUUGCUAUUUAACGGCGCACAAGCUUUCAUGGGGGACAUGUGGAACGGUAACUCAGAAGAGAAUUGCACAGUGGUCCACCUGCGCAGUCCCAGUGAAGCUCCUUCCCCACAAAGUGGACCAGGGGACGUUUGCAAUGGGUAUGAAAGAUGCGAUUUACUCCGUGGACAAACAUUUCUUGGAAGUGAUGGCCGACUAAUGAAGGCUUCAUUGCCUUUACCAAGAUUAGCACCCAACAAGCAGACAGCAACAAAUUGUUUCUCCUGUCUGAAGUUUUCCAAUAUCACGCAACAGUGCUCGCAGUGUGAUCGUUUAAUGUGCCAACACUGCAGUAAAGUUUGUGACAGCUGUAUGAGAAUGUGCUGUUCAGUAUGUUCAGUUGCUGAUUAUAAUGAAAGCUACGAUAAGGUGAUCUGCUAUGACUGUGUCUCAUACAGGGGAUAAUAAAGACACUAAAGUCGUUUCUGGACUGACACUAUUUGUAUAGGAUUUUUAUGCUUUCAGUGCAAGUAUUCAACAAACAUGUUUUUCAAUGUGUGCAAAUGGAAGCAAGCUAUCUUGUAAUAUAGUAUUUGUAAUUGUCAUUUUUGUAUUUGUAUAAUUCUGAAAUAAAAUUUGCUUUUAUAA